CUUUACAAUUCUAUCUCAACGUCACGCCAGAGCUGCCUUCAACCCAGGAAAUUAUAUCCUAAAAGAACAACAUUGAAGUGAGGCACUGCUCGUCGAUUUGACCCUGAAAACUGUCACUUGUCCUGAAUGACAGAGAGCGAGGAGAGAGACGCAAGGGGGUUGUACUUCCUAUUUGGCCAGCCAUAUAUAUAUAUAUAUAUAAACAUUUCACGAUGUCAUGCUGGGGAGUGUUUAUGCGCAGACAUUAUCAGUUCUCCACCCUAUUAAAACUACAUCAUCUCAACGCGCCAGUGUGUCAACAGAGAGGGUUCCAUCCAACUACUGCUUACAAGACAUACGAUGUGAGAAAAGUGGAGUUAAUGCCAUUAGAGCAGAGGAAACUGACGUUUGACUCCCAUGCGCUUGUUAAAGAGCUGGAAUCCAGUGGCUUUGAGAAAAGGCAGGCUGAAGUGAUCGUAACAGCACUGGUGACACUUACUUCAGCCAAUAUGGACAUUGUGUACAGAGAUAUGGUCACAGGAAACCAUCAGGAAAUAGCUCUUCAACAAAUUAUGGCUCAUCUGGACUCUAUCAGAAAGGAUAUGGUUAUCCUGGAGAAGAGUGAAUUUGCCAACUUGCGUUCAGAAAAUGUUAAAAUGAAAACAGAGCUGGAACAAAUAAGGAACAGAUUACUGGAAGAGAGUCAAAGAAUCAGAGCCGAUGCAAAGUUAGACAUUAAUCUGGAGCGGAGUCGAGUCACUGACAUGUUUACAGAUCAAGAGAAGAACUUAAUGGAGGUUAGAACAGAGUUUCAAAAACAGAAUGCAGAAAUAGAAAAUGAAGCUGGGGAAACUUCAAGGAAAAUAGACAUACAAGUAGCCUCUUUGAAGACACUCUUGGAAUCACUAAAACUACAGACGAUUCAAUAUCUUGCAGCAUGCAUCUUCACCUGCUUGGCAAUUGCAUUAGGUUUCUAUCGCCUGUGGAUAUAAAUCUCGCACUGGAAAAGACCUUUAGAGGAUUUAUCUAAAAUGUUUAUAGAACUCUUGUUUUAAUCUAAUGCAUUUUAUUUUAUAUUUCAUUUGUUACAUAAAUUGAUUGGUUAGUUGUUAGUUGGUUGUCCGAGGGGUUGGCUUUUUCUGAAAAUAAAAUCCAUUUAAAUGUCAA
Molecule: messenger RNA, 1146 nt
Organism: Triplophysa rosa
Lineage: Eukaryota; Metazoa; Chordata; Actinopteri; Cypriniformes; Nemacheilidae
Gene: ccdc90b
Product: coiled-coil domain containing 90B
Exons: 10
Coding region: 213-971 (252 amino acids)
Cellular component (GO): mitochondrion
Source: RefSeq, a predicted model, not a curated record